ACUAUUUAUUGGUAGUAGAAUUUAUUAUUUAGAAUUAUUCUCGAAAUUAACAAAAUGAGCUUGCUGGUCCAAUAUGACGAAUUGCUCGGACUCUGUGAUGGCCAAAUCCAGAGAAAAUUGAACAAUAUUGUGUUGUGUUCGAUCGGCAAAAUGAACGAAAAGAUGGGUCUUCGGCGUCGAGUCAUGGUGCAAUCGGUGGUCGAAAAAGUGAUCAAAUAUGAGAACGGCGGGCACGAGCAGAUGGAUGAAGAACAAAUGGAAUUGAAAUUCUAAUUUUAUGAAUAAAUAGAUUUUAUGUUGAA
Molecule: messenger RNA, 302 nt
Organism: Caenorhabditis elegans
Lineage: Eukaryota; Metazoa; Nematoda; Chromadorea; Rhabditida; Rhabditidae
Gene: Y51H7C.8
Exons: 2
Coding region: 55-273 (72 amino acids)
Source: RefSeq, marked reviewed